CGGGGACCAAUCACCACUUGCCAGAAAGUACUUCAUAUCUUAGCAGAGAUUAUACAAUCAUUCCCGUACACUAAAAUCAAAUCAUUCAAAUAAUAUUGAGAAAUACUUCUAUUAAAUCAUUCAAAUCAUACCAAAAAAACCAUGAUCAAACUCAUUUCAGAAUGUUUUGUAAAACCAAAGUAUGUAACCGAAUCUUCAAAAAAGCUUUACCAUCUAAGUCCUGGUGAUAUUGUCAUGUUAUCCAUAGAUCCCAUUCAAAAAGGCCUUCUUUUUAGCCUUAAUAAUCACAAUAACACAACAGAAAUUGUCUCUAACUUAGUACAAAACCUUAAACACUCAUUAUCUAUUGCCCUUGUUCAUUUCUACCCAUUAGCUGGUCGUUUUACGACACGAAAACUCGAGAACGGCUCUUCGAUUUUCAUCGAUUGUAAUAAAGGCCCUGGUGCGAGGCUCAUCCAUGCUAGGGCCUUAAACCUUAGUGUAUCUGAUAUUGUGUCUCCUAUUGAUGUUACUAUUUGUCAUUGCUUAUUUGAUCUUGGAGAAAAAAUGGUUAAUUUUGAUGGGAUUUCUAAGGCUUUAUUGUCUAUACAAGUAACGGAACUUCUUGACGGGCUUUUUAUCGGGUUUAGUAUCAACCAUACCAUAGUAGACGGUACGUCUUUUAUUCAUUUUGUUAGUAUGUUAUCUGAAAUUUAUAAUUCGACCCAUAGUUUUUCUAGUUAUAAUAAAAUUGUACACAUUUCACGUAUGCCCGUUUUUAAUUAUAAUAAAUUUUGGUUUGAUGGUGACCCUGAGGAAGAUUCGAUUCUUAAGAUUCCGGUUUUAAACUUAAAUCAGUUAAUUUUUCGUGGGUAUAAUCCCGGUCAACUAAGGGAAAGAAUAUUUCAUUUUUCAUCUAGUUCAUUGAAAAAUCUUAAGAUCAAGGCUAACCAAGAAUGUGGGACCCAUAAUGUUUUAUCAAGUUUUCUAGCUUUGACUGGUUUUGUGUGGAAGUCUAUUACCAAAGCUAGGAACUUACCCUCCAAUCAAGAGACAAAAUGCUUUUUGGCUAUUGGAAUUAGGAGCCGGGUCGACCCGCCUGUUUCCGAUGACUAUUUUGGGAAUAUAGUUAGCAAAGCUGAAUGGGGUUGUAAGGUGGAAGAGUUAUUAGGCCGUGAUUUGGGCUGGGCUGCAAUGAAUUUACAUAAACUUGUUAAAGCCCAUGAUGGAAAUGUGAUAACUGAUUUUUAUAAAGGGUUGGCUAAAUCACCUUUUGUGAUUCCAAGAGGAUUUGAGGAAGAUCCACUUGGAGAAACGGGUUUGAUAAUGGGAGGAUCCACAAGGUUUGAUAUGUUUGGGUCAGAAUUUGGAUUGGGCCGAGCUUUGGGUAUUAGAAUGGGCUAUGCAAAUAAAGAGGAUGGGAAGAUAACAGCAAGUCCUGGGUGUGAAGGUGGUGGAAGUGUAGACUUGGAAAUAUGCCUUAGGCCUCAUGUUAUGGCUACUCUUGAAUCUGACCCAGAAUUUAUGCAAUUUGUGUCUUAUAAUUGACAAGUUAUUUCUGUGAAAGACUAUUUUUUAGUGAGAUAGUUUUAUAUAAGGAAUCUAUAGUUUCAUAAAAUGUAUUAGGUGAAUUAUUUAACUUAUGUAUGAGACGCGUCUUUCGGUGAAAAUCUCUCAUAUAACAAUUUCUGAUAAUUGAUGAGUGGGUUUACUUUGUACUUUUAUAAAUUUAGGCAACCUUUUUAUCAAUCACUAAUAAAGGUAAAUUUGCAUACAAAUAAUGUCCAAAAUGUAAUGUCCAAAAUGUCGUUAUUUAUAACAUUGCAUGACCUAAUUCUAUAUGAUUAUUUUAUGAUAAACACAAUAUUAUGCUUUUAUAAAGUUGAUAAAUUGCUCUUUCUCCAUGUUUGGUUAGUGAUAUUAAAUGAUGAAAAUAGUAUUGGAUUUUAGUGUUAAUUUUGAUGAAAUGUAUUGUGUUAUUUUCAUGGUGAUGAAGUUUUCAUCUUCAGACAUGUUUUUUCUUCUCAAUUUUCAUUAGUACGUAAUACAAUCUUCCUAAGUAGUAAUAGAUUUUGAAGAAUAAAAUUAGAAGACAAUCGUGGCCAUAAACCUUGUUAAUGUAAAUUUUCUAGCAAAAUUACAUUGUUGUUACAUUUUUCAUCACCAUUAUUAUUCAUAUCAUUUUGUACCAACAAUAUAUUAAACAAGUCGCAUAAUAUAGAGUUUUCUUAUGGCCAAUAGGAGUUUGUAUGUCCUAAUGAACAAAAAUUUUUCAUUAUGUAGUGUUUGGGAACAAGUAUUUUAUUUCAAAUUAUGGAUUUUAAUUAUGAAAUUAUAAAUGAAGAAUUUGAGAAUGACAAGGUUUAGGUAUUCAUUCUCAAAUUCUCAACUUUAACUACUUUAAAAAUCAUGGUGGAAUUUGAUCUAAAUUCAAAUUUGAAAAGUUGAUUGCCAAACAAUAAAUUUGAGCCACUUCCAAAUUUUUAAAUGGAAUUAUUGUUUCCAAACAUGGCAUUAGAGAUUUUGGGUUCAUUUGAUAUCCUACAAAUCUACAAUUGGUGAAUUAUAUGUUGUUCUUCCCCCUAAAAUUAUAAUAAAAUCUUAAAAUCCGAUGUAAUCGUAAAAGUUUAAUAAUUGGUGAUAUUUACUAGUACUAGAACGGAGCAAAUAUUAGGACUAUUUUUUUAAUUUAUUUUGAAAUGGAAGCUUUAUAUGCUCUUUUACGAAUGAUUAAAAAAAUUGCAUCAAUUUUAAAAAUAAUUAACACUAAAAUGUAUAAUUACAUUUCAAAAUAAAAUAGUUUAUACUUAAAUAUUUGCUCAUAAACAACAAUAACAAGACGCAGUCCAUCUCAUAAUCACGAAUUAAUCUAUUAAAAACGAAAAAUAAAAUAUGAACUGGAAAACGUAAUAAUACAAACAAUGCAUCGUAAAAUUAAUUUAAAGCCCUUAAUUUUUGGGUCCUAAGCAGUGGGGCACAGUAAAUGUGCUAAAACCGCCCAUUAUCAGUAAUUUAAGAUAUAAUAAUUCUGCCAUAUUUUCUUUAAAUAUUAUGUAUAAUAUAUAAUUGUAAGAUAAGAUGUUGAUCCUUUGGAGAGAAAUAAUGUCAAUACAUCUAAAAAUUAAUUCCGAACAUUAUUCUUAAUUUUUUAUUAAGUUUAUAUGCCGAAUUUAAUUCA
Molecule: messenger RNA, 3157 nt
Organism: Amaranthus tricolor (Joseph's coat)
Lineage: Eukaryota; Viridiplantae; Streptophyta; Magnoliopsida; Caryophyllales; Amaranthaceae
Product: protein ENHANCED PSEUDOMONAS SUSCEPTIBILITY 1-like
Exons: 1
Coding region: 142-1527 (461 amino acids)
Source: RefSeq, a predicted model, not a curated record